AGUACAGCGUCUAUUUUCUUUCAGAUUUCAGUAACGUGAUCAGUAAGAGUGAUGUCAAGUCGUUAGCUGAGGCCGACGAACAGGAAGUUGUGGCAGAAGUUCAGGAGUUCUACGGAGAUUACAUUGCUGUGAAUCCACAUGUUUUUUCUCUCAACCUCCUGGGCUGCUGCCAGGGUCGCAGCUGGGAUCCGGCGCAGCUCUCCAGAACUACUCAAGGGCUGACAGCUCUGCUUUUGUCCCUGAAGAAGUGCCCCAUGAUUCGGUACCAGCUCUCCUCCGAGCCAGCAAAGAGGCUGGCCGAAUGUGUCAAGCAAGUGAUCACUAAAGAGUAUGAGCUGUUUGACUUUCGGCGCACGGAGGUUCCUCCUUUACUGCUUAUUCUGGACCGGUCUGAUGAUGCUAUCACCCCACUUCUGAACCAGUGGACGUACCAGGCUAUGGUUCAUGAAUUGCUGGGCAUUAACAACAACCGUAUUGACCUCUCUCGGGUACCUGGGAUAAGCAAGGACCUCCGAGAAGUGGUUCUGUCGGCCGAGAACGACGAGUUCUACGCCAACAACAUGUACCUGAACUUUGCGGAGAUUGGCAGUAACAUCAAGAACCUUAUGGAAGAUUUCCAGAGGAGGAAACCUAAGGAGCAGCAGAAACUGGAAUCCAUAGCAGAUAUGAAGGCGUUUGUGGAGAAUUACCCCCAGUUCAAGAAGAUGUCGGGCACGGUAUCGAAGCACGUGACGGUGGUGGGAGAGCUCUCCCGACUGGUUGGGGAGCGGAACCUGCUGGAGGUGUCCGAAGUGGAGCAGGAGCUGGCCUGUCAGAACGACCAUUCCAGCGCGCUCCAGAGCGUGCGGCGGCUGCUGCAGAACCCCAAGGUGACGGAGCUGGACGCGGCGCGCCUCGUGAUGCUCUACGCGCUGCACUACGAGCGGCACAGCAGCAGCGGCCUGCCCGGCCUGCUCGCCGACCUCAGGAACCGGGGCGUCCCGGAGAAGUACCGCAAGCUGGUGUCUGCCGUGGUGGAGUACGGAGGGAAACGGGUGCGGGGCAGUGACCUGUUCAGUCCCAAGGACGCUGUAGCCAUCACCAAACAGUUCUUCAAAGGGCUGAAGGGUGUUGAGAAUGUCUACACGCAGCACCAGCCUCUCCUGCAAGAAACACUAGAUCAGCUCAUCAAAGGGAAGCUCAAGGACAGCCAGUACCCCUACCUGGGUCCCACCACGCUCCGUGACAGGCCCCAAGAUAUUAUUGUGUUUAUCAUCGGAGGAGCAACGUACGAGGAGGCGCUGACUGUGUAUAACCUGAACCGCACCACGCCGGGCGUCCGCAUCAUCCUCGGCGGGACCACGAUCCACAACACCAAGAGCUUCCUCGAGGAAGUCACAGCCUGCGGGUUCCGCGGCCGCGGCGCCGAGGGCUCGCAGGUUCCUCCGAGGUCCAGCAGCAGGCGGUGA
Molecule: messenger RNA, 1448 nt
Organism: Tinamus guttatus (white-throated tinamou)
Lineage: Eukaryota; Metazoa; Chordata; Aves; Tinamiformes; Tinamidae
Source: RefSeq, a predicted model, not a curated record